Messenger RNA from Brenthis ino (lesser marbled fritillary), 1626 nucleotides. Lineage: Eukaryota; Metazoa; Arthropoda; Insecta; Lepidoptera; Nymphalidae. The record is from the annotation of a GenBank genome assembly.
AUGGCGGCCGCGGAAGUAAUUGGUAGUGCCGAGUUGAAUAAUACAAAUUCAAUGAAAAAUAAUAUAAAACAUAAUAGAAUAUAUGAACAAACUGUGAAUGGGAAAAUAAACUAUUACAAAAAUGGUUAUGUUAAAUCGACGCCAAUUAGCAAUGGCGUAAAUAAUAUGUCAAUGGAUCUCGAUGAGAAAGUGCCAUGGAUGGAUUGGUCGCAGUACGACACCUACUCCGGCUCGUUCGAGAAAUGUUCCAUCCUGACGGCUGCGCUCACCCACGCCGGCAUGUACCUGUUGAUGUUCCUGGGCUUCGUGAACCAGUUAUUAUUCAAACCUAAAGCUGCCACGGAAAGGAAUAGGGAGGGCUACGCGCCGCUGUACAACCCGUUCGAGCAAUUCUACUCGCGCUACGUGUAUCGGCGCGUGCGACACGUCCUGAACCGCCCCAUCUGCUCCACGCCCGGCGCCGAGGUCACGCUCAAGGAGCGCUACACCGACGAUUAUAACUGGACUUUCAAGUUCACUGGCACAGAAAAGAAAUGCAUCAACCUGGGCUCGUACAACUAUCUGGGGUUCGCGGCGCCCACGGGCGAGUGCGCGGAUGCGGCGGAGGCGGCGACGCGGCGCUACGGCCUCGCGCUGGCGUCCUCGUGCGCAGAGCUCGGCUCCACGCCGCUGCACGACGAGCUCGAGCGGACCACCGCCGAGUUCCUGGGGGUUGAGGCGGCAGUGGUGUUCGGCAUGGGGUUCGCGACCAACGCGCUGGGGCUACCGGCGCUGGCGGCGCGCGGCGCGCUCGUGCUUAGCGACGAGAACAACCAUGCGUCGCUCAUCCUCGGUCUGCGCCUGGCCGGUGUCACCGUGCGCGUGUUCCGCCACAACGACCUCGCGCACCUCGAGCGCCUCGCGCGGGACGCCGUCGCGGAGGGCACUUGGACUAAGAUCAUCAUUGUGGUGGAAGGCGUGUACAGCAUGGAAGGGUCGGUGGUGCCGCUGGCGGCGAUGGUAGCGCUGAAGAAGCGGCUGGGCCUGUACCUGUACCUGGACGAGGCGCACUCGGUGGGCGCGAUGGGCGCGCGCGGCCGCGGCGUGGCCGACCACGCCGGCGUGGACCCGCGCGACGUGGACGUGCUCAUGGGCACCUUCACCAAGAGUUUCGGCGCCGCCGGCGGGUAUAUCGCCGGGUCGGCGGAGCUGGUGCGCUGCGUGCGCGCGGCGGGGCACGCGCAUGCGUACGCGCACGCCAUGGCGCCCGCCGUGGCCGCGCAGGUGCUGAGCGCCAUGCGCGCCAUCGCCGCGCCCGCCGGCGCCGAGCGCGUAAGCACGCUGCGCGCGCACUCGCGCCACUUCCGCCGCCGCCUGCGCGCGCUCGGCGUCGUCACCUUCGGCCACGAGGACUCGCCCGUCGUGCCCAUGCUCGUCUACACGUUCAGCAAGAUGGCGGCCACGGUGGAGCGCCUCACCGCGCGCGGCAUCGCCACCGUCGGCGUCGGCUUCCCCGCCACGCCCCUCAAUAAGGCUCGCAUACGGUUCUGCCUGUCCGCGGCGCACACCCGCGAGCAGCUGGACUAUUGCCUGGACGCUAUUGAGGCUGUCGUAGACGAAUUGGGCCUGCGCUACUCGCGCCAGCGC